Mesorhabditis belari is the source of this 2622-nucleotide messenger RNA. NCBI's taxonomy places the organism in Eukaryota, Metazoa, Nematoda, Chromadorea, Rhabditida, Rhabditidae. The record is from the annotation of a GenBank genome assembly.
AUGAUUCUUCGGAUAAGGAAGUUUGCCAUCUCGCCGCAUCGAUUAAAGAGCACAUGUCUAGAUUGGCCAUUAUCAGUAGGGCAGAAUGCAAGAAUUCGCUUCUCCCAGCACCUAAAAGAAAUCGAAGCCCAUUGGUCGAAAAAGCCGAACAAUUGUUCACGAUCAUCUAAUCAACAAAAGUACAUUCUUGCUAUGUUUCCCUAUCCAUCGGGCAAUCUCCAUAUGGGCCAUAUGAGGGUUUACACGUUGUCCGACGUUUUGGCUCGAUACUAUCGACUAAACGGCUACGAGGUCAUUCAUCCGAUAGGAUGGGAUGCUUUUGGUCUACCAGCUGAGAACGCCGCUCGGGAAAGGGGAAUCGACUCGAGGGAAUGGACUGAAUCCAACAUUGCAAGCAUGCGUCAACAAUUGCUGGCGACUGGCGUCGAUUUUGAUUGGGAUCGAGAAAUCCGAACAUGUGACCCUGACUAUUAUAAAUGGAACCAGUGGAUCUUUUUGAAGCUUUACGAGAAGGGUCUUGCUAAAAGGGCGUUAUCAGAGGUGAAUUGGGAUCCGGUGGAUGGUACUGUGCUAGCCGAUGAGCAAAUUGAUGCCGAAGGACGAAGUUGGAGGAGUGGAGCUCUAGCGGAGAAACGAACGCUUCGACAAUGGGUUAUAGAGACGCCACGUUAUGUUGAGCGCUUGAUGAAAGGCUUGCAAACUCUGGCCCCUCAAUGGGACGAUGUGGCUCUCCUACAGGCGAAUUGGAUCGGUCCCUGUGACGUUUAUCGUUUUCUCUUUCCAUUGAAGAAUACUGAUAAUCAAGCGCAACGCGAAGAACGACUUGAUUUGCGAUUGAAAGACCCAUUAAAGUUGGGAAAUGCUCCUUUUGUGAUGAUUUCGCCAGAACACGCUUUGGCUAAAGGACAAAAAAAUAUUGGGGGGCCCUCUAAAUUGCCCAUAGAAGUACUCAAUGGUGUUACGGGUUGCUACUUGCCGCUUUUCGUCGUCCCCGACAAACUGCUACAUUUGGGUCCACACUUUAUGAAUGCACGAUUAGCGUGUCCCGAGAUCGAUAAAGAGUGGCUGCAAACAUUUAAUUUACCGAGACAUCCGCCAAGGAAAACAAUGUCAAUGAAUUUGAAUGAUGUCUUUGAGUUGGCUCAGUUUGGCGGCUAUGCUGGCUAUCUUACCUCACGAGUGCAACGAGAUUGGGUUGUUUCAAGACAGCGUGCUUGGGGUACUCCAAUACCAAUGGUACUGAGUAAAGACGGUUUACAUGCCGCACCGUUGUCUUUUGAGCAACUUCCGGUGUUACAAGGCAGUUCGAAUAAAUCUACGAUUGAGCAUUUGGGACUCCCGGGUGGUCAGGGUAUGCUUGAGAGUGAUACGCUUGACACAUUUUUUGACUCUUCAUGGUACUACCUUCGUUUCCUCGAUCCACACAAUCCAAACAAACUCGUCGAUUAUGAGAAAGCAAAAAAGGCAAUGCCCGUAGAUGUUUAUGUGGGGGGAAUCGAACAUGCUGCUCUUCACAUGUAUUAUGCUCGAUUUAUGUGCCAUUUUCUUUACGACAUCGGCAUUUCACCUGUCGAGGAACCUUUUCACGAGCUUAUACCACAAGGGAUUGUGAAAGCAAAAACUUUCUUCAUAAAGAACUCUGGGAAAUAUGUUAAUCAAAGUGAUGUCGAAAAACAAGAUUCUAACCUUAUUCAUCGUCCAACUGGCGAGAUUGUUGAGAUGCGUUUUGAGAAAAUGAGCAAGAGCAAACAUAAUGGUAUUGAUCCAAUGGAGGCAUUAUUGCGUGACGGAAAAGAUCUCACUCGACUUCAACUCCUCUAUGCGGCUGCCCCGCGUUCGGUGAUUGAUUGGGGAGAAUUUGAUAGCCGUGGACUGACCAAAUGGCUCGAUCGGGUGUCACGAAUUGUGAGCAAUUAUAUUGAGGGUCGAACAAAGGUUGCUGCAUCACCGAACGGUUCUUCAGAUGAAAAACUGCGAGCUAUUUACAAUACGGUUGUUAAAAAGGUUACUUGGAAUCUGGAAGAAUUGCAGUUACAUCGACAGGCUUUGUGCGACUUGAUGACUCUGACAAAUCAGAUAAAUGAUAUUCCUCCAGAGGUUUUCUCGAGUAGUGAAGAAGCAGAAAGGACUCUCCGAGCACUCUUGAUUAUGAUGCAGAUUUUUGCUCCACACGCAACUCAAGAAUUUUGGGAAGCCGUGCAAAGUGUGCAGCCGAUAAACGCUCUAGCGAAUCGAGAGCUUUUAAGUCAAUCUUGGCCAGAAACGGAUCCCGAUGCACAGAUCGACUUUUUCUUAAAAAUGCAUGGCGAAAAAUUCGACACAACCUAUCAUCCCCGCUAUGACAUCGAAUCGCUUGACAUGAAAUCGGCCUUCGGGAUGAAGAAAGAUUUUCUACAAAGUGACCCUUCGUGGAAUCUAACAAAUUUGAAAGAACUUGAAACACUUGGACAUCGUGUUUAUCCGGUGGGCAAUCGAAUUAGAAAAGGUAUUUUCUACGAGUUGAGCGUAGACGUCGAACCACGAAUGCCGAGAGAUGUCUUUCAGGAAAUGGUGAAAAAAGUUGGGCAUCGAAGAGACGAGGCUCAGCGCGGAAAAAGAAAAAUGAAGAAGAAAGCACAAGGA